UUCAAUAUGGCCGAUUGAAAUGACAAUCGAGAAUUUAUUAUUUGUUCCUUUGAGAAAUCGUCCUGAAUUUCUGGAGGAGACGGCGAUUUUUUUGAAUUCUUACUGGUCGAAAACUCUUGACGGCAGACUUCACUAUUUAGCAGAGGGUCAAGAUGACCUUCCAUGUUCACUCAUUCUCUUACUAAAAGAUGACAAAGCACAAACAAGAGUCAUUGGCCACACUAGACUCAACAAGGUUCUGGGAAAACCAAAGGCAUCAUUUUUGACUUGUGUGCUUAUAGAAAAGGCCCACCGAGGAUGUGGACUUGGCAAAAAGCUCAUGCAGCUUACAGAAACCUAUGCAUCUCAGCUAGGAUUGACAACAAUUUACCUCUCAACAUUUGACAAGUACGAGUUUUAUAAACAUCUUGGCUACCAUGAUUGUACUCAAGUUACUCCAAUUAAAGCAAGUUCAACCCUGUUUACGAACUCCCAG
Stylophora pistillata is the source of this 475-nucleotide messenger RNA. RefSeq lists its product as uncharacterized. Gene Ontology annotation, molecular function: N-acetyltransferase activity; acetyl-CoA binding. NCBI's taxonomy places the organism in Eukaryota, Metazoa, Cnidaria, Anthozoa, Scleractinia, Pocilloporidae. Gene Ontology annotation, biological process: protein acetylation. The record is from RefSeq and is a predicted model, not a curated record. Gene Ontology annotation, cellular component: cytoplasm.